GCCGCCGGGCCGGGAGCGGCGGGCACAGGGAGCAGCGCGGGCAGGGAAGAGCACGCUUUGUGCAGUGCUUUUUCAACCACUUACCUGCUUUGAGUUUCUGCAGUGAGCAGGAGUGAAGGAAAAAUACUAGAUAAUGUCAGAGUUCUGGCUAAUUUCUGCUCCAGGAGAUAAAACAAAUCUGCAGGCAUGGGAGAGAAUGAACACUGUGACAUCUAAAUCCAACCUGUCCAGCAACAGCAAAUUCCAUAUUCCAGACUUAAAGGUGGGGACACUGGAUGCUCUUGUUGGUCUGUCAGAUGAGUUGGGAAAACUUGAUAGCUUUGCUGAAAGCGUAAUAAAGAAAAUAGCCCAGUACAUAGGAGAAGUUAUAGAGGACUCAAAAGAUAAAGUCCAAGAAAAUCUUCUGGCAAAUGGAGUUGACCUAAUUAGCUACUUGACACGGUUUGAGUGGGACAUGGCCAAAUAUCCCAUAAAGCAGCCGCUGAAGAAUAUAUCAGAAGCAUUAGCAAAGCAAGUGACUCAAAUAGAAACAGACCUGAAGACCCGAUCAGCUGUGUACAACAACAUUAAAGGAAAUUUGCAAAGCCUGGAGAAAAAAACUAUGGGAAAUCUGCUGACCCGGACCCUGGCAGACAUAGUGCAUAAAGAAGACUUUGUUCUGGAUUCUGAGUAUCUUAUCACGCUGCUCGUCGUGGUGCCAAAGUCAAGCUACAUACAGUGGCAGAAGACCUAUGAAUCCCUCUCAGAUAUGGUAGUGCCUCGCUCCACCAAAAUGAUUGCUGAGGAUGCAGAGGGAGGACUCUUCACCGUGACCCUAUUUAGAAAAGUGAUGGAUGACUUCAAGGCUAAAGCCAGGGAGAACAGGUUCAUGGUUCGAGAAUUUUAUUAUGAUGAGAAGGAGCUGAAAUGUGAAAAGGAAGAGCUGAUGAAAUUAGCUUCUGAUAAGAAACAACAAUAUGGCCCAUUACUGCGCUGGCUGAAAGUGAACUUCAGUGAAGCAUUUGUGGCUUGGAUUCAUGUGAAAGCCUUGAGAGUUUUUGUUGAAUCUGUCCUGAGGUAUGGCCUUCCAGUAAAUUUCCAAGCAAUGCUGUUGCAGCCAAAUAGGAAGUCUGUAAAACGCCUGAGAGAUGUCCUAAACGUGGUCUUCAAACACCUGGAUGAAGUUGCAGCAGCAAGUAUAAUGGACCCUGGCAUGGACAUCCCUGGCUUACAACUGAGUAACCAAGAAUACUAUCCUUAUGUCUAUUUCAAGAUUGACCUCAGUCUUCUUGACUGCAGUUAAAGAAAAAUUGCUCAAGCUUCGUCUAUUAAUUUUCAAGACUCUAAUGUUAUAGUAAAAUGAUCUUUAGCUGCUGAAAGUCAAAUUAAAAUGCAGAUGCUGUAGCAGGAUGAUCUUCCUACCACUUCCAAUAAUUUUUACAGUGACUUCAAUAUAAAUAUUCCUUAUUCAUAGUUUUACAAAAAAAUAUUUCAGAGGCAGGAGGUACUAUGGUAGUAUUUAUUUUUUUUUGGUAAAUUACAAAGAUGGAGUAUCUACAGGACUUGAAAUAAAACAAUUUAAAAAAUAUGGUGGCUAAUGGGUCUACUAAGUCUACUAAGUCCUGUUUUUCUAACAAAAAAAUACCCUAACAGAAAAAGUAGAAAGCAUCAGA
Messenger RNA from Pipra filicauda (Wire-tailed manakin), 1652 nucleotides. RefSeq names its product ATPase H+ transporting V1 subunit C2 (gene ATP6V1C2). The record is from RefSeq and is a predicted model, not a curated record. NCBI's taxonomy places the organism in Eukaryota, Metazoa, Chordata, Aves, Passeriformes, Pipridae. The transcript has 13 exons. Gene Ontology annotation, cellular component: vacuolar proton-transporting V-type ATPase, V1 domain; lysosomal membrane. Gene Ontology annotation, biological process: proton transmembrane transport. Gene Ontology annotation, molecular function: proton-transporting ATPase activity, rotational mechanism. Bases 134 to 1282 code for a protein of 382 amino acids.